AGCCCCGCCCCGCUGCUUUGACGUCACUUCCUGCUCGCGUUGCCGCGCUUCCGGGCGCUGCACACCGCUUCCGCCUCUGCGUUUCCACGGUAACGCGGCGCUCCGAGCCUUUCCCCCUGCCAAGUUGGUUCAGUGGGACCCGUUAGCAUCCAGAGAUGUCAACCCCCCCUCUGGCCGGGGCGGGAAUGCCUCCCGGUGCAUUCUCAGGGACGCAGGCUCAGGCAGCUAGGGAGGUCAAUACAGCAUCUCUCUGCCGUAUCGGCCAGGAGACCGUGCAGGACAUUGUGUUUCGAACCAUGGAAAUCUUCCAGUUACUGAGGAACAUGCAGUUACCAAAUGGCGUUACUUAUCAUACUGGAACAUAUCAAGACAGACUGGGAAAACUACAGGAGCAUCUCCGCCAGCUAUCAAUACUCUUCAGAAAACUGAGAUUAGUCUAUGACAAAUGUAAUGAAAACUGUGCUGGACUUGAUCCUAUUCCCAUAGAACAACUUAUUCCAUAUGUUGAAGAAGAUGGCUCUAAGCACGAUGAUCGUGGUGCCGCUAGUCAGCUUCGUUUCGCUAGUGAAGAGAGAAGAGAAAUCAUGGAAGUAAAUAAGAAACUGAAACUGAAGAAUCAGCAACUGAAGCAGAUCAUGGAUCAGUUACGGAAUCUCAUUUGGGACAUAAAUGCCAUGCUGGCAAUGCGGAACUGAACAAGGAAAAUCAAACUUCGUAAUCAGAAAAUAGACAAAUUUGUAUGAAUAUACUUUAUUUCAUUUUGAGAAUAAAUAUUUUUUUCCUACAACUAUAUGGAAGCAUUAUCUGAAAUAUCUUAAAGAUUAAAAUGUUGGGUAACUUAAGUGGUGUUGCUUUGUUUUCAUGCAAGAUUCAUCCAGAAGAUUGUACCUGAACAGUUCUCCUAGGUUGAUUAGAAUAAAUUUUGUAACUUAGAGUAAGAAUUUGGAUUGCUAUGCGAGUUGGAUCUGUAUAAAAUAAGCAUUUCUGGAUUUUUAAAAUAAUAUAUUAAAAUACACUUUAAAUAUAUAAUCUGCUUGCAGACAACCUUUACAGAGUGGAAAAGUUGCAGUACAGAAAAGCAGCUUAAAUAAGCUACAGAACUGAAAUAAAUUAUCAGAUCUUUUGAUGCAA
Numida meleagris (helmeted guineafowl) is the source of this 1131-nucleotide messenger RNA. It is a transcript of the gene MED30, whose product is annotated as mediator complex subunit 30. Gene Ontology annotation, molecular function: transcription coregulator activity. Gene Ontology annotation, biological process: positive regulation of DNA-templated transcription. NCBI's taxonomy places the organism in Eukaryota, Metazoa, Chordata, Aves, Galliformes, Numididae. Bases 156 to 695 code for a protein of 179 amino acids. The transcript has 5 exons. The record is from RefSeq and is a predicted model, not a curated record. Gene Ontology annotation, cellular component: mediator complex.